Messenger RNA from Melampsora larici-populina 98AG31, 396 nucleotides. RefSeq lists its product as uncharacterized. Lineage: Eukaryota; Fungi; Basidiomycota; Pucciniomycetes; Pucciniales; Melampsoraceae. The transcript has a single exon. The coding region runs from base 1 to 396 and encodes 131 amino acids. The record is from RefSeq and is a predicted model, not a curated record.
AUGUAUCCAAUUAAUCCUGCCAAAAUUGAUCAACCUCGUAUCUCUCUCCAACUUACCCAAGCUAUAGAGGACGCUGUAGACCGCGGAGAAGAUCUCAGCACGGUAGCCCACAUGCUGGAAUUCUUGGAUUGGCAACGCAUGAGGAUGUAUGCCACCUUGACCACCCGUUUGCAAAAGGAUGGGGCCAAUUACGGCGAAUGGGUUGACGGCUUGAACGAAAGGGUGUGGUUCUUUGCUCGGAUUAAUGACUACCUGAUCAACCCUUGCCCUGUAAUCCACUCGCUCUUUGAUUGGAUCUUGGAAGAGAUUCUCUUGGCCAUGAUGCGUGCGACUGUACAUCCCAGCGUUCUUCAGGUGCUUGCUAUAGCCUCCGACCCUCAUGAAGCGCUCAUGUAG